This is a messenger RNA of Haemorhous mexicanus (house finch), 255 nucleotides long. Its product is annotated as pro-FMRFamide-related neuropeptide FF-like. The record is from RefSeq and is a predicted model, not a curated record. Bases 1 to 255 code for a protein of 84 amino acids. The transcript is spliced from 3 exons. Lineage: Eukaryota; Metazoa; Chordata; Aves; Passeriformes; Fringillidae.
AUGGCGGGGUGCCCGGUGCUGCUCCUGCUGCUGCUGCUGCUGGCGGGGACCCCGCGCUCCGCCCGCGCCUGUCCCGGGACCCCCGGCCCGGCCCCGCGCCCCGGCCGCGCCCCCGGGGCCGCCCUGCCGCCGCCGAGGUCGCGGUGGGGGCCGCCGGGGGGGCCCCAGGCCCGGCUCAGCCCCCGCAGCCGGGACCCCCCGGUGGCUCCGUUCUGGACCAUGGCGACCCCGCAGCGCUUCGGCCGCCGCCGCUGA